AUGGACAUUGGUAGGCAAAGUCUUGAAGUUAAAGAUCCCACGUCCACGGAGACCGCUGAUACCGAGAAAUUCAAGAAGCACCAAAGAAACCUGAAAACACAAUGGAAGACUCCUUCAGUCGCUUCCACUAAAACAGCUGAUACCAAGACGGUCAGCGAGGACCAAAGUAACCUGAAAAAAAAAUGGAAGACCCCUUCGGGCGCUUCCACUGAGACCGCUGACACUAAGACGGUCAGCGAGGACCAAAGUAACCUGAAAAAAAAAUGGAAGACCCCUUCGGGCGCUUCCACUGAGACCGCUGACACUAAGACGGUCAGCGAGGACCAAAGUAACCUGAAAAAAAAAUGGAAGACCCCUUCGGGCGCUUCCACUGAGACCGCUGACACUAAGACGGUCAGCGAGGACCAAAGCAAUGUGGAGAUACAGAGGGAGACCCCUUUAGUCACUUCCACUGAGACCGACGAUACCGAGACGGUCAACGAGGACCAAAGCAAUGUGGAGAUACAGAGGGAGACCCCUUUAGUCACUUCCACUGAGACCGACGAUACCGAGACGGUCAACGAGGACCAAAGCAAUGUGGAGAUACAGAGGGAGACCCCUUCAGUCACUUCCACUGAGACCGACGAUACCGAGACGGUCAACGAGGACCAAAGCAAUGUGGAGAUACAGAGGGAGACCCCUCCAGUCACUUCAACUGAGGAGGUCCCCAUGAUGUUUCCAACAAUGACGGUGACAACGACAACAACAACGGAGACCAGUACUUAUAAUACAGGAAUAGUAUUCAUCGAUCCCAGUGUGAAAUUUAUCGUCAAGACCUACUAUCAACUGAAGAGAAAUGGCUACCUUCCAUUAGCAUGCAUCUUAGCUGGAGUCGUUCUUCUAGUAGUCAUCGUCAUCAUUUCAUUAGGACUUUACUUUACAAUUUGUUACUGCAAGGAAAGACCGGAGAUGGAGGGAGUACACACAAUGAGAGAAGGAGACGCAAAGGAAGAUGGUGUCAUAGUGCAAAUAGAAGAUGGAUGCACAGCAAAGGAUGAAACGCGCAUCAUGAUGGAGCAAAGCGGAGAUAUGGAAGGAGGAAUCACUGAGAGGAACAAAAUGCAAACAUGGGUGCAAGAAAAACUCGCAGCGAGGAAAAAAAAACUUGCAAAGAUGCAAAAAAAUUGUGUAGAGACGCAAGAACUGUCAGUGAGGGAAAUAUUUGCAGAGAUUCAAGGAAAAAUGUCAGGCCUACAAAAAAAGUAUGAAGAAAUACUCAUAGAGAUAGAAGCCAAGGAUGAAGAACUUGCAGUGAUGAAAAAAGAACUUGCAGUGAUGAAAGAACCAAUAGCGACUAAAAAUGAAGGUGCGGCGAGGGAAAAAGAACUCGCAGUGACCAAAAAGAGACAAAAAAAAGGAAAAAUAUCUCGCAGUGACCAAGAAGAGACAAAAAAAAAAAGAACUGGCAGUGAACAAGAAGAGACAAAAAAAAAAAGAACUGGCAGUGAACAAGAAGAGACAAAAAAAAAAAGAACUGGCAGUGAACAAGAAGAGACAAAAAAAAAAAGAACUCGCAGUGAACAAGAAGAGACAAAAAAAAAAAGAACUGGCAGUGACCAAGAAGAGACAAAAAGAAAAAGAACUGGCGGUGACCAAGAGGAGACAAAAAAAAAAAGAACUGGCAGUGAACAAGAAGAGACAAAAAGAAAAAUAACUGGCAGUGACCAAGAGGAGACAAAAAAAAAAAGAACUGGCAGUGAACAAGAAGAGACAAAAAGAAAAAUAACUGGCAGUGACCAAGAAGAGACAAAAAAAAAAGAACUCGCAGUGAACAAGAAGAACUUGCAAAGAUGCAAGAGAAAUUUGCAGAGACAAAAAAAAAAGAACUGCCAGCGAAGAAAGAACUCGCAGUGA
Molecule: messenger RNA, 1893 nt
Organism: Rana temporaria (common frog)
Lineage: Eukaryota; Metazoa; Chordata; Amphibia; Anura; Ranidae
Product: inner centromere protein A-like
Exons: 3
Coding region: 1-1893 (630 amino acids)
Source: RefSeq, a predicted model, not a curated record